This is a messenger RNA of Toxorhynchites rutilus septentrionalis, 1895 nucleotides long. RefSeq names its product cyclin-dependent kinase 8 (gene Cdk8). The transcript has 8 exons. Bases 244 to 1734 code for a protein of 496 amino acids. Gene Ontology annotation, biological process: protein phosphorylation. Gene Ontology annotation, cellular component: mediator complex; nucleus. NCBI's taxonomy places the organism in Eukaryota, Metazoa, Arthropoda, Insecta, Diptera, Culicidae. Gene Ontology annotation, molecular function: RNA polymerase II CTD heptapeptide repeat kinase activity; ATP binding; cyclin-dependent protein serine/threonine kinase activity. The record is from RefSeq and is a predicted model, not a curated record.
UUAGGAGUGUAGUGUAUUUUGACUGCUGUGUAGACUGUGUACAUAACAAAAUUUGUUUACGGUUCUGCAUAUUCUGUACAUAAGAGGAAAAUUUACGACCAAUUUCUAUCGUGUUUUAUGUUUCAUUGAACGUUUCCCAACACAGUUUAGAUCACGAGCAACAGUGAAUCUCGUGAACACAAAAAGGAUUAUAUUGUUAAUUUUUUAAAAUCUUUACACCACUAACAUCCCCCCUUCGCUGCUAUGAGCAACGCUGUAAUGAUGGAUUUCGAAUUCAAGAUGAAAACUCAGCAGGAGCGAGCCAAAGUGGAAGAUCUGUUCGAGUACGAGGGCUGCAAGGUGGGCCGUGGAACGUAUGGUCAUGUUUACAAAGCUCACCGGAAGGAAAGUAACGACACGAAGGAUUACGCGCUGAAGCAAAUUGAAGGGACCGGGCUGUCGAUGUCGGCAUGCAGAGAAAUUGCGCUGCUACGUGAAUUGAAGCAUCCCAAUGUGAUCAAUUUGAUUCGCGUAUUUCUAUCGCACACCGAUAGAAAGGUGUGGCUUCUAUUUGACUACGCCGAACAUGAUCUGUGGCAUAUCAUUAAAUUUCAUCGCGCAGCCAAGGCUACCAAGAAGCCUGUCAUGGUACCAAAGGGAAUGGUCAAAAGUUUGUUGUAUCAGAUUUUAGAUGGAAUACACUAUCUGCACAGCAAUUGGGUUUUGCAUCGAGAUUUGAAACCAGCAAACAUUCUUGUGAUGGGUGAAGGCAACGAGAGGGGCCGGGUUAAGAUUGCCGACAUGGGAUUCGCUAGAUUAUUCAAUGCUCCUUUGAAACCGUUGGCAGAUUUAGAUCCCGUUGUGGUUACCUUUUGGUACCGAGCUCCGGAAUUACUGCUGGGAGCCAGGCAUUACACGAAAGCCAUUGAUAUUUGGGCUAUUGGAUGCAUUUUUGCCGAGCUGCUGACUUCUGAACCUAUAUUCCAUUGCCGGCAAGAGGAUAUUAAAACGAGCAAUCCCUAUCACCACGACCAAUUGGAUCGCAUCUUCAACGUGAUGGGAUUCCCACAGGACAAGGAUUGGGAAGACAUUCGAAAGAUGCCGGAACAUCACACAUUGACCAAGGAUUUCAAGCGGUCUACCUACGCAAAUUGUUCAUUGGUGAAGUACAUGGAGCGUCAUAAGAUCAAACCAGACAGCAAAGCGUUCCAUCUGCUGCAGAAGUUGUUAUUGAUGGAUCCCAAUAAGCGAAUUACCUCUGAACAAGCGAUGCAAGAUCCGUACUUCUCCGAAGAUCCCCUCCCAACUGCCGAUGUUUUCGCUGGAUGUCCGAUCCCAUACCCUAAACGUGAAUUCCUGACGGAUGAGGAUCAGGAUGAUAAAGGCGAGAAACGUCAACAGCAACAGCAGGCAAAUCAGCAGCAGGCGCAACAAAACCAACAACAGCAAGGCAAUCAUCAAGCUCAGCAACAGAACCAGCAACAGCAACAAGCUAAUCAACAGAACCAACAGUCUCAACAACAGCAGCAGCAGCAGCAACAACAGCAACAAGGCCAAGGCGGCGCUAUGGAUCAUAAUGCCGCUAAACGGGUACGCAUGUCGGGUCCAAACGGUCAACCUGGUAACGGAAUGAACCAGCAGGAUUACCAACAGCAAGCACAACAAGCGGCUGCCGCAGCAGCUCAACAGCAGCAACAGCAGCAGCAAAUGAUGUUCAAUAAUCCUCAGCAGGGUGGAUUCCAGCAGCGAUAUUAAAGAGUUUGUAUGCUAGUUUACAUUCUAAAUUAUACAUUAGAGGUAGAAGCUAAGGUUUAGACUUGAACAAUACGACAAGUAAGAUACUUCUAUUGGAGUGAAAUUGGCUCUGAUUGACUCCAAGCUCCAAGAAAUCUUUCCAAUAUCUCUCAUAAUACAUA